Molecule: messenger RNA, 1007 nt
Organism: Folsomia candida
Lineage: Eukaryota; Metazoa; Arthropoda; Collembola; Entomobryomorpha; Isotomidae
Exons: 4
Coding region: 353-850 (165 amino acids)
Source: RefSeq, a predicted model, not a curated record
AACUCGGGACAUGAAAUGUAUUUAGGGGCAGAAGUGGUUAGAAUUUUUGCGCUCUAGGUCAAAAUGCCACAGCGCCAGGUCAGGUGGAGUCAAAUCGAUAACUUCAUAGGUUAUUUUGAUUUUUAAACUUGGUUACGAAGUGACAUGGGGACAAUCAAAAGUAGAACAUGCGCAAAUUUCAAAUUUGUAUUUUGUCGGACACUUUCCGUGUGCGACCAAUGAUGGCGAAUACACGUUUGACGAUGGUUCCGCCCUUUGAUUACGUUCAUUUCUAACAGUUUUGUACAUUAAUCCUAAUACACUGCAUGAAAAUAAAAUAAUCCAAUGUCCAAUAUUUAGUCUUGAGCUAAACAUGGGUCUAAAUCCAUGUUGCUUCGGAAUACCUCUUCAGACUGGGUGUAAAAUAAUUGCUGUCCUACAGAUUAUUGCUUCUGUUUUGAUCCUACUUUCCUCAAUCCUGGGACUAAUUGCCAUUGGCAUUAAGUCAACCGAAGACAAAAACUCGAAUGGUGACGACAACGCAAAGGAAACUGACAAGAUAUCGGAUGAUACCGUGGUUAUUGUUGUGUUAUCAUUGAUACUAACGUGCAGCUUAAUUGGACUCAUUCUUUCUGUUGUACUUUAUCGCGGUGCUAAAAAUAAAAAGCGCAAGAAACUUUUAGCCUGGCUCUGGAUUAGCUUAAUCCUGCUGGUGGUAAUGGUUGUGAAAUUUAUCGUGGACUGCAUUUACGUAAAAAUUGGACACGCAUUGGAAUUGGUACAAAGUGCUGGGUACAUACUCUUGAAUUCAUAUUGUAUAUUUGUGGUGUGGUGUUAUCGACAAGAGUUGAAACAUGGGGAUGAUGCAUAAACUCACAAAUUUCUGGAAAUAAUUUCCAUUAAAGUAUUUUUAAUGAGAUUACAAUGUAGAGAGUGAUCUGGUCCAUUAUAUGCAUAUUUAAAUAAUGUAAUAUUCACUUUCAUGUACGUAAUCAGGUUUAUUUUGUGUUUCAUUUUUAUAUGUGCUU